Molecule: messenger RNA, 1949 nt
Organism: Trichobilharzia szidati
Lineage: Eukaryota; Metazoa; Platyhelminthes; Trematoda; Strigeidida; Schistosomatidae
Source: the annotation of a GenBank genome assembly
UUUUUAUUGAGUAAGCUAAUGAUCAGAAAGAAAUCAGAAAUUUCAUCAUCAUCAUGUAUUUACCGCAGAUGUCCGUUGCUCUAAUUAUUAGUAUUACGCUUCAAUUCUGCAUACUCCUUAAUGACAAUUUCAUACAAUCUUUAUACAUAAAGGAGGAUUCCAAUGAUAUAAUGGAGAGUCUGAAGUUAUCAGGACGUCGUGACUCUUUUGUCUUUGGUAAAGAAUUCCCUGUUGAAGUGGUACUUAGUAAAGAGUUGAAAACAUUGGUACUGUUCGAUACAUUCAAGGAUUGUCUUUCCUCUGAAGAGGACGUCAUGAAUUACGAAAACGAAAUACCAGACAACGCUAAUCAACAUUUCCUUCUAUUUCUGACUGCAAAUGAUUUAAUGUGUGGUAAAACUGGCCUGGCUGCGGCGUAUACAUACACCCAAGAUCCAGAUACGGACAGACCACUUGCCGCUGUGAUUGUUUUAUGCAGAGGAUUGAGAUUUCUUUCGUCGAAUCCAAAUCAUUUGAAGAAUAUAAUGCUGCAUGAAUUGGCUCAUGUAUUUGGGUUUUCAUAUAACAUGUUUCCUUAUCUACGUUACGAUGACGGUACUCCCAGGACACAAAGAGAUCCACGAACUGGAGAACCAAGUUUAGACGAAACAGUAAAUAACGGUCUACCGGCUGCAGAUAAUACUAUAAUUAAAGUUACACGAAAAUGGCAUUCAGCCAAAGAGAAUAAAGAUUAUGAGAGGAUCAGUCUGACUCUGCGUAACGUUGUCCAAUUUGCAAGAAAUCACUUCAGAUGUAAUAAACUUACCUCAGUCGACCUGGAAUCAGAUGGUACUAGGGGCACUCAAGCAAUGCAUUUUGAGCGUAGAUUAGCAGUAGGUGAAUUGAUGACUGGUUAUGUUGAUAUUAUGCCGGCUACUUCCAAUCUAACCCUGAACUACUUCAAAGACACAGGUUGGUACCAUGUGGACCUUUCCAUGGCUGAACCAUGGAAGUGGGGUCAGAAUCUGGGUUGUGAUUUUGUACUUCAAAGUUGUCACAGCUAUAUGCAGAAGCGCAAAAUGAGUAAUCAAUCCAUUUCUCCAUGGUGUGAUCAUUUCUUGGGCUACGGUGACCGUUGUCUACCGUAUACAAAUGCCUAUGGAACAUGUAAUAUGGUUAAAUUUCAAGGAAAGCUAAAAUCACAUCAUAUUCACUUUAACCAGCCGCAUAAUUCAUUUAGUGACCAACAAUUGACAUUCGGCGGACUCGAUACAUUAGCUGACCGCUGUCCAUUUUUAACACCACUCACUCAUGUUAACGGUCUACAGAAGAAUUCUCAUUGCGGUGAUAUCAACAAUCGAAAAUAUGAAAAUGUUAAUGAUGUUCGAAACCUCCAGUAUUAUGGGAAAGCUUCUCGUUGUUUCCGCUAUGGCACAUCUUACUACGAUGAAAGACAGCGCCAUUCGGUUAUAGCAGGCUGUUAUAAGAUAAAAUGCACAUUAUCAUUUCAACUCUCUGUACAAUUUCGUGGUGAAUGGUACACUUGUCCACAAGAAGGUGGUAAAGUAGAAGUAGCCAAAGAUAGUACAAGUAACGAUUGGAUUGAAUGCCCUCCUUAUAUAGAAAUUUGUUCAGUUAAAAAUACUCGAGAGAGAUUGAGAUCAAAUCGGAUUGAAGGUUAUCGCAGAUCAAAAAACAGCAUUUAAUAUGCGUCAGCAAAUAAACAUACACUAUAUAUAUAUAUACAUAUAUAGUGUAUAUUUGGAGUGGAAUAAUUACUUCCUUCACAAGUUCACCAAGCAGUCACGUCAAUUGUUUAUUUCAACGGAAUCGGAACCUACGUAUCUUACUUUCUGUCUCUUACGUAUUGUUUAAUAAUUCAACUUUGGGUGUAUUUUCCUUUCAAACUGAGGUAUGAUAAUCUAAAACUGCAUAACAGCUGUACGGAAAUUGUAUUCUCAGUAUUUCGG